Molecule: messenger RNA, 1473 nt
Organism: Trichosporon asahii var. asahii CBS 2479
Lineage: Eukaryota; Fungi; Basidiomycota; Tremellomycetes; Trichosporonales; Trichosporonaceae
Product: nuclear envelope-endoplasmic reticulum network protein
Exons: 3
Coding region: 1-1473 (490 amino acids)
Molecular function (GO): protein serine/threonine phosphatase activity
Source: RefSeq, a predicted model, not a curated record
AUGAACACGCUCAGCAGGGUUGACUCGUACCUAUUCAGCCUGGUGAGCUCACACCCGCCACCCGCCCCGGCGGCGCUGUCCAGCAUACAACCGGAGCCCGCCCCCACGUUCACUUUUCCGACUUCCAAUGAGCCCGCGUCCAACAGCUCGUCUGUGAAUGUUUCGCCCUCUCCCUCGCCCGCCCCGUCCAAUGCGACCGUCCGGCGGCGAUUUCCCACCACUACUCGACGUCGUAGGAGACGUCACCCAACCAGCAGCAGCAUCAAGGUCCCGCCCCCGACGACGCCGCUGCUGCUCCGCGUCGCGCUCGCGAUAUGGUCGAUUCUGCUCUCGUUCUGGCGCAGCCUCGUGGGAGAUACCCGCGCCGUCCGUGUACUUCGACACAAGAAGCGCACAGUCACAGUCGCUGCUGUGCCGGUCGGUGCAGGGGCUGCCCCGGACCGGUUAGCAGAGUCACCUGCUGCCGCGUCAAAGGGCAAGCCAGUCCUGGGCCUGGGGCAUCCUGCAGCGAGCCCCGCCAGUUCUGACGAGUCUGCGAGCGAGCACGAGGGCUGGGUCGACCCGGUGACGCGCGCACCCGUCGACAAUGGCACCCCGGUGGACUCUGACUCGGAGGUCGAGUUUGGCCGCCCGCGCGUGCCAGAGACAAUGUCGAUCCAGCUGCAGAGCUCGUUACGCAAGUCGGGCCUCGACAGCAAGCUGGACACGAAGCAGCCCAAGUUUGUGACGACAGUGACGGCCCCGACGCCGCGGCGCACGCCUCGCCUUCUCCCGAACCCGAUGCAGACCAGCCUGCUCGACCCCUCUGUCCCCGCGGUCCCACACCGCAGCGUGUCGCCGACGAACGCGCCGUCCGUCCGCCCACAGCACACGCCGUUCCACCUCCAGAAGACGCUAAUUCUCGACCUUGACGAAACACUCAUUCACUCGACGAGCCGCCCCAUGGGCGCGUCCCACUCGGGCACCGGUAUGCUGGGCCUCGGCUCGGGGCUGUUUGGGGGCAAGCGCCGGCGCCGCGAGGGGCACACGAUCGAGGUCGUGCUCAACGGCCGCUCAACGACGUACCACGUGUACAAGCGCCCCUACGUCGACUUCUUCCUGAAGAGGGUUGCGUCUUGGUACACGCUCGUCAUUUACACGGCGUCCAUGCCCGAGUACGCCGACCCGGUGAUCGACUGGCUCGACAACGGGCGCGGCCUGUUCGCAAAGCGUCUGUACCGCGACGCGUGCCACCUGCAACCGAGCGGGAGCUACGUCAAGGACCUGAGCCUCGUCGAUCCGGACCUGAGCCGCGUGUGUUUCAUGGACAACUCGCCCAUCUCGUACAGUUGGAACAAGGCCAACGCCCUCCCGAUUGAGGGCUGGACAUCGGACCCGAACGACGAGGCGCUCUUGCACAGCAUCCCCGUGCUCGACAGUCUGCGCUUUGUGACGGACGUCCGGCGCAUUCUCGGCAUCAGAGGGUUCGUCUGA